AUGGAUUUCAGGUUCACUUUACUUCCGUGGGUCACCAUGAGGGAAAUGGUAGUGCAGAACGAGCGAUUCACACGAUAUGAGUCAUUGACUUAUCAUGAUUGGGUCGAGUGUGUUUAUGAUGCGGCCCUAGCGUACAAUGGUGGUACCCAGAUGGGAUUCUCAACAUUCGUUGCGCAUACGGGUAGAAUCUAUGACGACCCCCAGCGAUUGGCUCUUCAGACUAAACUAGAAGAAAUGCAAAUGACGGAUGUGCUGGGUUGUCUGCAGUAA
Messenger RNA from Sphaeroforma arctica JP610, 270 nucleotides. RefSeq lists its product as hypothetical. The coding region runs from base 1 to 270 and encodes 89 amino acids. The record is from RefSeq and is a predicted model, not a curated record. NCBI's taxonomy places the organism in Eukaryota, Ichthyosporea, Ichthyophonida. The transcript has a single exon.